Molecule: messenger RNA, 4178 nt
Organism: Oncorhynchus mykiss (rainbow trout)
Lineage: Eukaryota; Metazoa; Chordata; Actinopteri; Salmoniformes; Salmonidae
Source: RefSeq, a predicted model, not a curated record
CUGUUUUGAGGGGUCAACACUCACCAACUCAACACUCACAGCUGCAAAUUAUUGUUGUUCAAUGCUGCCCAGAGGGCACUGCCUCCCCCUUUGUGCGAUCAAGCGCGAAACAAGCACGCACAAGUAAGUCAACUGAUGAUAAGUAGUAGUCUAACCGUCCAGCAACAGGUAGGGACAUUUCUUCCGUAAUUUAACAUGUGUCGGAUACUUGCUCUACCAAUGUAAGCUAUUAUAAUAGGCAAGGCAGCGGCUUUAGUACGGUUUUUGUUGUUGUUUUUUUUUCGCGCACCGCAUGCAGGCUCUGUUUUAUCCCACUUCAUUUAUCCACCAAGUCCGCAAUACGCGGAGACUAAAGCGUGUGUCCGUCCCAUUGAUGAGAAAACAAACAGCAUGUCAUCUCCAGACAAGACAACCCAAAGGAAUGAAGUCCUGAAUAACAUACGGAGGUCCUCGAUGGUGGCGGGACAUGGGAGAAAACAGACGGAGUUUGAGAUGUCACAAGCCGCGUCAGCCUCACAACCUGGAGCGCUUAUUUCUAACAACAGGUUUCUGUGUGACGCCGAGGGCAUCACCAUUCACACAACUGUCACUCGACCGUCGGUGUCUCACCUACCCGGGCUCAAUCUGAACCCCCGGAUGUCCGUAUACAGCACAACUCGUCAAGUUACCGUCAGCCGUGCUUACAUUCAAGGACGCGCUUAUAACUUUCUGGAAAGACCAUCUGGGUGGAAAUGCUUCGUGUAUCACUUCUCGGUGUUCCUCAUCGUGCUCGCCUGUCUAAUCCUCAGUGUGCUCUCUACUAUAGGGCAGUACCAGGCUCUGGCACAUGGCACUCUCUUCUGGGUGGAGAUAGCGCUGGUGGUGUUAUUUGGUGUGGAGUAUGGUGUGCGGCUGUGGUCGGCAGGGUGCCGUAGUAAAUAUGUUGGCGUUUGGGGCCGUCUGCGCUUUGCCAGGAAGCCUAUCUCCAUCAUCGAUUUGAUUGUAGUGGUGGCCUCCAUCAUCGUACUGGUAGUAGGCUCCAAUGGACAGGUGUUUGCCACGUCUGCUGUCAGAGGAAUUCGCUUCCUGCAGAUCCUGCGUAUGCUUCAUGUGGACCGGCAGGGAGGGACGUGGCGUCUGCUGGGCUCUGUGGUCUUCAUCCACAGGCAGGAGCUCAUCACCACGCUGUACAUUGGUUUCCUGGGGCUCAUCUUCUCCUCCUACUUUGUGUACCUGGCAGAGAAGGAUGCUGUGGACAGCAAUGGAGCCAAUGAGUUCGGGAGCUACGCUGACGCCUUGUGGUGGGGGGUGGUGACCGUCACAACUAUAGGCUAUGGAGACAAGGUGCCUCAGACGUGGAUCGGUAAAACCAUUGCAUCGUGUUUCUCAGUCUUUGCCAUCUCCUUCUUCGCCCUACCGGCUGGGAUCCUGGGUUCAGGCUUUGCACUGAAGGUUCAACAGAAACAGAGGCAGAAGCACUUCAACAGACAGAUCCCUGCAGCUGCCAUUCUCAUCCAGACUUCGUGGAGGGUCUUUGCUGUGGAAAACCCUGACUCGGCCACCUUCAAGAUGUUUGUGAGGAGGAGACCUGCUCUGCUCAGCUCCUCUGUAUCCAGUCCCAAGCCCAAGAAAACGGUGAAGCUGAGGAGGAAGUUGAAGAGCAGUGAGAAGGACGACGGGCCUGGUUCUCCCACUGUUCCCAGUAUCUCCUACGACUCAGUGUUCAAUAGUGGGAGGGAGCUCAGCUCUGAUGUCUACAGCACUGUGUGUACAGCUGAAGCACUAGGAUGUGAUACCCAGCAGUCCUGGACCUCUCUUUCCUCCCUUACGUUCAGCUCUCCACUCCCAGUGAAAAAGACCCCUGGUUUGUUGGAGGUGCAGCACCCUCGUCCCCUCCAGAGGAACAGCAGCUUUGGGGACGAUCUGGACCAGGAGGACCAGUGUGUUCUGACCCCAGUCACCCACGUGUCACAGCUGCAGGGGAGUCACAGAGCAGCUAUCCACGUGAUCCUACGGAUGCGCUACUUUGUCGCUAAGAAGAGAUUCCAGCAAGCACGUAAACCCUAUGACGUGCGAGACGUGAUCGAGCAGUAUUCCCAAGGACACCUGAAUCUCAUGGUGCGCAUCAAGGAGCUACAGAGGAGACUGGACCAGUCUCUAGGGAAGCUGACCCUGUUCCAGACUAGCUCAGACAAAGUCAAAGACAAAGGCACCAACACCAUCGGCUCCAGACUCAACAGGAUGGAGGACAAGAUACAACGCAUGGACCAGACACUCAACCAAAUCGCAGAGUCCCUUACCCAGCUGUUGUCUGGGACAAGCCAGGGGCAGGGGGACAUGGGGGGAGCACAGGGGCAAGGUAGGAGGAGGUCACAGGGUGGGGCAGGUGUCCCCAGCCAGGAUAGCCUACCCAGCUACGAGCAGCUCUCCACCGCGACCCUCCAUCCACCCCUCAACCUCAACCUCAGCCAAGACAAGAGCUCCUGAAUCGACUCUCCAUCCACCCCUCAACCCCAGCCUCAGCCAGGACAAGAGCUCCUGAAUCGACCCUCCAUCCACCCCUCAACCCCAGCCUCAGCCAGGACAAGAGCUCCUGAAUCAACCAUCCAUCCACCCCUCAACCCCAGCCUCAGCCGGGACAAGAGCUCCUGAAUCGACCAUCCAUCCACCCCUCAACCCCAGCCUCAGCCAGGAGAAGAGCUCCUGAAUCGACCAUCCAUCCACCCUCAACCCCAGCCUCAGCCAGGACAAGAGCUCCUGAAUUGACCCUCCAUCCACCCUCAACCCCAGCCUCAGUCAAGACAAGAGCUCCUGAAUCGACCAUCCAUCCACCCUCAACACCAGCCUCAGCCAGGACAAAAGUUCCUGAAUCGACCAUCCAUCCACCCCUCAACCCCAGUCUCAGCCAAGAGAAGAGCUCCUGAAUCGACCCUCCAUCCACCCCUCAACCCCAGCCUCAGCCAGGUCAAGAGCUCCUGAAUCGACCCUCCAUUCACCCCUCAACCCCAGCCUCAGCCAGGACAAGAGCUCCUGAAUCGACCCUCCAUCCACCCUCAACCCCAGCCUCAGCCAGGACAAGAGCUCCUGAUGCAGAGAAACACCAAAACCAUUUUGACGCUUUCUCUCUUUGUCUUAUUCUGAGAUCAGUGUUCUUCAUGAUAAUGAACCAGCUGUGUAGUGCUAGGACAAAAAACUAAAUGUGCACUCAGUGGGGGCCCCAGGACCAAGUUUGGGAAACCCUGCCCUAGAGAAGAACCGUAUAGACAGGAGAUUUAGCAACUCUUGGAGGACAAUCGAAUGAAAUAAAAAUAUUUAAAAAAUAUUGUUAAAAGUGGAACCAACACGAUUCAGCUUUUGGCCUUUAAACAAAGAUUAUUUCAUUUAAUUCCAAUGUCCUCCCAAGAGUUGCUAUUUCUCCUCUCUACUUCAGUUUGCUCCUCAAUUCAUGCACCUUGGUUGGAGAGCGAGAUAGCGAGCAGGGCUCCCUUCCCUAGAACAGAACAGCGCCUCAGCCUACAGGACAAGCCAGACAAGCUAGACACACCGACGGGACAUAUUUUUCAUAGAUCCUGGAUAUGAUUAUGAUUCUGAAUUCUCAUUUAUUGCAAUUGUCAAUGUUCCAGGGGGAAAUGUGAGCAAGCGCCAUAUUCAAACGCUUUCCCCUCAAUCAAAAGGAAAUAAGAUUAGAGUGCACAUAUAAUAACAUUAUUCCGGCUGUGUAAGAGCAUUGGAAUGUUACAACGUCAAAAAGUAACGGUAGUGUUCUAUUUGAUUUGAAAUAUGUUGAUCUGCAAAGCCAACACUUCAGUAUAAAGGUAGCUAUGUUUUUUGAUGGUGAAUAUGGAAUGAUGUCCAUACUAAAAGUAGGCAGUUAUAAUAACACUAUGUUUUCAAAAGGCUCUCCCAUGUAUGUACUGUCGAAACAUAAACUGAAGUGUUGGGGUCGGGGUGAGGGCUUUUAUGUAGAUGUUCAAAUGCAAUCAAAUUGUGUAGCUAUCCUCUUUUUAUAAAGAUUUUGCAUUGCCAAUAAAUGAAUGUGGCAAAUAUCCAUAACUUCUUAUUGUCAAACAAUUCUGUUCAACCAUGGAUCUUACAUCAAUAAUUCAGUUAUAGAUUAUUACAUCCAAGUUAGGUCAUAUCAAUGUCCCAUUGGAAGCUGUAUGUGUGGAAUGUGCCUUAAAGGACUAUAACAUUUCAGA